Molecule: messenger RNA, 2313 nt
Organism: Nerophis ophidion (straightnose pipefish)
Lineage: Eukaryota; Metazoa; Chordata; Actinopteri; Syngnathiformes; Syngnathidae
Gene: tfpt
Product: TCF3 (E2A) fusion partner
Exons: 7
Coding region: 1310-2011 (233 amino acids)
Biological process (GO): positive regulation of apoptotic process; apoptotic signaling pathway; apoptotic process
Cellular component (GO): Ino80 complex
Molecular function (GO): DNA binding
Source: RefSeq, a predicted model, not a curated record
UGUUUUAUAUGAGCACUUCAACUGCGGUGGAAGAUUGCUCUUUAAUGGUCGUAUUUAUGAUCAAAAGUGUACAUACACGUGUAAAUAAUCAAUCAAUCAAUGUUUACUCAUAUAGCCCUAAAGGCCUACUGAAAUGAGAUUUUCUUAUUCAAACGGGGUUAGCAGGUCCAUUCUUUGUCUCAUACUUGAUCAUUUCGUGAUAUUGCCAUAUUUUUGCUGAAAGGAUUUAGUAGAUAACAUCGGCGAUAAAGUUCGCAACUUUUGGUCGCUAAUAAAAAAAAGCAUUGCCUGUACCGGAAGUAGCAAACAAUGUGCACGUGACGUCACGGGUUGUGGAGCUCCUCACAUCUGAACAUUGUUUACAAUCGUAGCCACCAGCAGGUAGAGCGAUUCGGACCGAGAAAGUGACGAUUUCCCCAUGUAUUUGAGCGAGGAUGAGAGAUUCGUGGAUGAAUAAAAGUGAGAGUGAAAGACUAGAAGAAAAAAAAAAUAGACUAUACAGUGGAAGCGAUCCAGAUGUUAUUAGACAAAUUUACUAGGAUAAUUCUGGAAAAUCUCUUAUCUGCUUAUUGUGUUACUAGUGUUUUAGUGAGAUUAUAUGGUCGUACCUGAACAACCUGAAGGUUGGCCCCGCACCUUUCUUCAGCACCAGUCGAUGGGUGGUGGCGAUGCCCAUCUCAGCCCUUCCCAGGGGUUCCCUCUUCGAAACACAAUCUUCCGAAAUGAUCGCUGCAUAAUACACUGUACUUAGUGUGUGUGGUCUAAUCCAACCGUGUUCGUUUGAACGCUCUGUUCCUUAGUAAAACUUCACCGUCAAUGUAAACAAUGAAACAGGCGGCCGCAAUACACCGCUUCCCACCUACAGCUUUCUUCUUUGACGUCUCCAUUAUUCAUUGAACAAAUUGCAAAAGAUUCAGCAAUACAGAUGUCCCUAAUACUGUGGAAUUAUGCGAUGAAAAGACACAACUUAUAGCUGUGAACGGUUCCGGAACAAAAUGUCCUCUACAAUCAUACCGCAACGUUUUAGCAUGAUACUUCCACGCGAAAUUUAAAAUUGCAAUUAAAUAAACUAAACCGGCCGCAUUGGCAUGUGUUGCAAUGUUAACAUUUCAUCAUUGAUAUAUAAACUAUCAGACUGCGUGGUCGGUCGUAGUGGGUUUCAGUAGGCCUUUAAAGUGCAAAUGAAAAGACAGCUUUUAGUCAUAAGUUUUGCGCUUAAGAAAUUAGAACUUCUUUCAUAUUGUCAUUACUGCCACAAGUGGUGUAUUAUUAUACAGACUACAGCUGAAAAACACAUAUAUUACAUUCUAUGGUUAAACACUGGUAUACAGUAUAUGCCCUCAACAUGCCGGAGACCAUCUCGUGGCAAAGAAAUACACCUAGGGCCCCCGCUACUUCAGUUUUAUAUCACGGUGGAGGCUCGUCUUUGCAGGUAAUGGAAGAUUUCUCUGGUUUGGCCCUCCCUCCUCUAUUUGGGGGUCACAUCCUGGAAGCAGAACUGGAGCCUGGUGGUGUGGAACUAGGACCCGGAGAGGUGGAAUUGGGACCAAGGAGCAGUGAGCUGCUGGAGAGCGUUACCCAAGAGGACGAGGGGAGACGAGUGCUUGAUAAGAGGAAAUACCUGACUCUGAACAGACGAUGCAAAGAGAUUGAACAGGUGAAUCAGAAGAUCCUUGGUCGCCUUCAUCAAGUCCAAAGACUGACACGACGGUUGAAGAAAGAACGGCGGUUCCUCAUGAAGACCCUGGACCACCACGGAGACGACUACCGGAAGGCUGAGCUGAGCGUGCUCCUGGAGGAUGAGCCCGGAGCCCCUUCAGACACGGCCACAGGGUCCCAGGACGACCUCAUCAACGGUUCAUCUCCUGCCUUCCAUCAAGCCCCCGCCUCCAAGAAGAGAAGACAUGCAGCGCCACGCCAAGACAAGGAUCACCAAACUGAAGCAGACAUGUCGGUGCUGGCCGACACACACUUUGGAGAGAUGCCCAGUCCCACGUCGCUGUCACACUGACCCUGCGCUACAUCUGCUCUCUACAGCAGGUAGACUUUUCCUUCUGAUCGUUGAUGUCUCAGGAUGGCAUCACAUAAUUCAAACGGCGCUCCUUAAUGUGUCUGAGAAGUGAUUCUGCUGCCACCUUGUGGCCGUGUCCAGCAGUACACCUUGCGGCUGGCCAUGUUUUGCCUUGCACGAGAGGUUUCGCACGAUUCUGUGAAAACACACAAGUAAUCGUGGUAAAUGUGUUUCUUUCUGGGUUUUUUUUUAUCGUGUUUUGAAAUGUUCCUCUUCAAUAAAGAAACGUUUAGGGAAAAGUA